Messenger RNA from Lecanosticta acicola, 1315 nucleotides. Lineage: Eukaryota; Fungi; Ascomycota; Dothideomycetes; Mycosphaerellales; Mycosphaerellaceae. The record is from the annotation of a GenBank genome assembly.
AUGGCUGCCUCUUCUUCUUCUCGCUGGGAGGAGACCAACGCACUCGUCGACUUUCGAUGGAAUCUCUUCUCGGCCACUGCCAUCUUUCAGACCAGCGUGGGCGCUAGACGCAUGCCGAAGAAGACGAAGCGCCGCGGCCGAGCUGUAGUGAAGCCUGCCAAGAAGGUGCUGAACGACAUUCCUGUAAGUCCGCCCCUAUACCCAAAAGACCGCCUACCCAGCUAAUGCGAUCCAGAUUCAGGAGCAUUCCUUCUCACCUGCGCAGCUUGCACCAGCCGUCACCACGGACACCCAGGGAAAGCUCCUCUCGUCAGCGACGAGAAGAAUGCAGCAGGACAUCCGCGCACACUACCAGGAGCGUCUCCAGCAGCGAGCGGAUCGCGCGAGUCUCGAAGUCCUCGAAACCGCUCUGCAACGCCAAUCGGAAGCCCGAGCAGACCAGGCCGCCUGGGAAGAUCUCCAGAGCCUCGCCCUCCUCGACCGAGCGGCUGCGAAACUUAACAAUAAGCUGACGCACUGCACGCCACCCUACCAGCCGACACUCUGGGAGCGUCCGACCCGGGAGACGUCUUCCGCAUCACAGGCAGCGACCAGGACACCGACACCGACACCGCCUGCGAGGGCCGCGAGCAGCCAGCGCACCCUAGGUUCGAGUUUCGCGAUCUUCAGCUCCAAGGCUGGCCAUGAGGCACCGAGGUCCUCACAGCAGGACUCCCACAUUGCACGCUCGGAUGCGUUGCUUAAAAUCGACCCGCUAGACGCUGAGGCGCAGCACUGGCUCGAAGCGGAGCUCGCCGCGGCCAUGAGCAGUAGUAACCCUGCACCAUCACCCAGCAGCCGGAAGCGAGACGACGAUCUGCAAACUUCUUCCUCGCCUUCACGCUCCAUGCGAGCCUCGGGAAGAAUCGACCGAUGGCUUGGCCGGAUCGAUGGGGCCGGAGACGCUCGCUCGGAACUUAUCCCGGCAGUUUCUCGAGAUGAAUCUUCUUUUUCUUCUUCUUCUUCUUCUUCUCAACGUCGUGCAUCUGAAGGGGAAAUCGUCAGCUUGAGCUUGAGCUCGACGGGAGACGAUGUGGAAGGCGAAAUUUUCAGUGCGGAAGGUGACGAGGAUCAGUGUCGACGGUUUGAUUUCGGCAGCGAGACGCUGAGAGAGCUCGAGCGGUUGGAUGCCAAUAUUCGAGAUCUUGAAAAUUUGAGCGAGGCCAGCUUGGAUCUUGCCCAUUUGCGGCGUUCUCGUGGAAAUUCGAACGAGAUGGGGGAUUGGGAGAUGGAGGAUGAGAUGGAGGACUGGGAGAUGAUUUCAGCCGCGGAGUGA